AAAAAAAAAAUUUAAGGGAGGUCUCUUUAGGAAAGCACAGAAGACGUGUUACACACAGCUUUCGGCGCAAGGUGACUUGCUAAAGUUUAGGGCAAAGAACAUUUACUUGCAACUAUACAUUACACGCUCACGCUACUUCUACAGCAAUCCCUCUGCUUUCUUCUUCGAUUAUCUUCACUCUCUCCUUUCCGGAACAUUUCGAUUUUCAGAUUGAGUUCAAAUCGCAAUGGAACUUCUACGAUCCAACCUUCAUCGGGUUCGGAUUCCAGAACCCACCAAUCGCAUUUACAAACAAGAAUGCUGCAUUUCAUUCGAUACUCCGAAAUCUGAAGGUGGAUUGUUUGUCGAUAUGAAUACGUUUCUUGCCUUUGGGGAGGAUUGCGUGGAUUGGAACUUUGAAAAGACUGGAAACCCAGUUUAUUUGCAUAUAAAACAGACAAGGAAGCCUGAACCAGAAGAUAGACCAUUGAAGAAACCAACCCUUUUGGCUAUAGGGGUUGAUGGAGGUUUUGACAACCAGGAACCUGAAUACGAAGAAAAGCACAAUAUAGUUAUGUUGCCCAAUUAUGUUACUCUUCCGUUUCCUUCAGUAGAGUUGCCAGAGAAGGUAAGGCUGGCAGUUGAUACUAUUUUAAUGACUGAGGGUGCAGAGCGGAAAGAGCAACUUGCUUUCUGGACAGCUGAUAAGAAACAUAUUAGUUCAUAUGCUAUGAAUCUGCAACAGAUUGACAAUGGUGUUACCAUUCCUCCAUCUGGGUGGAAAUGUUCCAAGUGUGAUAAGACUGAAAAUCUCUGGUUAAAUUUGACGGAUGGGAUGAUCCUCUGUGGUAGGAGAAAUUGGGAUGGAAGUGGUGGCAACAACCAUGCCAUCGAACAUUACAACGAAACUGCCUAUCCUCUUGCUGUAAAGCUUGGGACAAUAACCGCUGAUCUGGAUGGAGCAGAUGUUUUUUCUUAUCCGGAGGACGAAGGUGUUUUGGAUCCUCUUUUAGCGCAACAUCUGGCAUUUUUUGGUAUUGAUUUUUCGUCAUUACAGAAGACUGAAAUGACAACCGCUGAGAGGGAACUUGACCAGAACACCAAUUUUGAUUGGAAUCGAAUUCAAGAAAGUGGACAGGAAGUGGAACCAUUAUUUGGACCGGGUUACACUGGACUUGUCAAUCUAGGAAAUAGUUGCUACUUGGCUGCAACUAUGCAAGUUGUGUUCUCAACACGUUCUUUCUGUUCACGAUACCAUAUGAAUCAAAGUUUGAAAAUGGCAUUUGAGACUGCACCUGCUGAUCCAACUGUAGACCUGAAUAUGCAGUUAACAAAAUUGGCCCACGGGUUGCUGUCUGGUAAAUAUUCAGUUCCGGCAUUGGAGAAAGAUGAUAAUGCUGGUGCAGUAACCUCGACUCCAAUUGCUAAACAGGAGGGCAUACCACCUCGUAUGUUCAAGGCAGUCAUCGCUGCUAGUCAUCCUGAAUUUUCUACUAUGAGGCAACAGGAUGCCUUAGAAUUUUUCCUGCAUUUCAUUGACCAAGUUGAACGAGCCAAUACUGGAAACCAUGAACUGGAUCCUUCGAGGAGUUUCAAAUUUGGUAUUGAAGAGAGGCUUUCAUGUCCAUCUGGAAAAGUUGCUUACAAUAGUAGACACGACUAUAUUCUAUCUCUAAAUAUCCCACUGCAUAAAGCUGUUAACAAGGAGGAUCUAGAAGCGUUUAACAAGUUGAAGGUGGAAAAAGAUUCAGAUAAGAAGGACACGUCUACCGAUCAAAUUGUACGUCCAAAGGUGCAUUUAUACGACUGCCUAGCCACCUUUUCAGCUCCGGAGGAGGUGCAUGAUUUUUACAGCACUGCCUUGCAGGCCAAAACAACAGCAGUCAAAACUGCUGGUUUGACUUCAUUUCCUGAUUAUCUGGUGUUGCACAUGAGGAAAUUUGUCAUGGAGGAAGGCUGGGUGCCGAAAAAGCUUGAUGUCUACAUAGAUGUUCCUGAUAUCAUAGACAUAAGUGGCAUGCGCAGCAAAGGUCUUCAGCCUGGGGAAGAGCUAUUACCAGAAGCUGUUGCUGUGGAUGAGGCAGAAUCAAAGAUGCUCCUGGCCAACGAGGAUAUAGUUUCUCAGCUUGUGUCGAUGGGAUUUAACUAUCUUCAUUGUCAGAAAGCUGCUAUAAACAGCUCUAAUACUGGAGUAGAAGAGGCAAUGAACUGGUUACUUUCUCACAUGGAUGAUCCAGAUAUUGAUGCUCCCAUCUCCCAUGAUGGACAAUCAUUCGUUGAUCAGUCAAAAGUUGAUACAUUGAUUUCGUUUGGUUUUGAGGAGGAAAUAGCUCGGAAAGCUUUGAAGGCAUCGGGUGGUGAUAUUGAGAAAGCUACAGAUUGGAUAUUUAACAAUCCCAGUGCCCAUGGUUCAUCUGAUAUGGAUGCUACACCAAGCAGCACACCAAAUGUUGAUGCAGCACUACCUGAUGGAGGAGGAAGAUACAGGUUUCUCGGAUUCGUGAGCCAUAUUGGUACCUCAACCCACUGUGGCCACUAUGUCGCUCACAUCUAUAAGGAUGGCAGGUGGGUAAUUUUCAACGAUGACAAAGUUGGUAUUUCCAAAAACCCACCCAGGGAGAUGGGUUACCUGUACUUUUUCGAAAGACUCGACAAUUGAAAUAUUUCAGAGAUGCAACAUUGUAAGUUGCAUUUAGACUUGGAAGUUGGAAAAAUUGCAAGUGAUCUCCAUGAAUCUCACUAACCUGUGCUCUUGGUCAUCUUUAGAAGAUCUUUGAGAGGCAUCCUUGUCUUGUAAUGUGGUAAAACUUUUUCCAAUUUGCUGCUUGAUAAGCAAAUGGUACAUCACUUGCGGGACUUGGCACAUUAAAGUUCCCAAUUUUUGUCUCCCAACAUUUUGGUAAUAAUGACUUGGUAGGGAUAGUAUGUUUUUAUCUCUGGAAAGGUGCAUGUUUCUACCUGGUUCGAAACUUGAACUGAUUCCUGUAGAUAAAGAGUAAUACAGCCCCGGUAAGGGGAGAAAAAUAUUGAACAGGAAUAUAUUGCGUUACGAGAUCAAAAAUCGUGUUAUACACUCUUAUUUGGGUUGAAAUUCUUAUAAUCAUUUAGGGUUUAGUUCUUGUGGUUGAC
Messenger RNA from Cornus florida, 3108 nucleotides. RefSeq names its product ubiquitin carboxyl-terminal hydrolase 14. Bases 227 to 2638 code for a protein of 803 amino acids. Gene Ontology annotation, molecular function: cysteine-type deubiquitinase activity; zinc ion binding; protein binding. The record is from RefSeq and is a predicted model, not a curated record. The transcript is spliced from 20 exons. Gene Ontology annotation, biological process: protein deubiquitination. NCBI's taxonomy places the organism in Eukaryota, Viridiplantae, Streptophyta, Magnoliopsida, Cornales, Cornaceae.